Molecule: messenger RNA, 1961 nt
Organism: Marmota flaviventris (yellow-bellied marmot)
Lineage: Eukaryota; Metazoa; Chordata; Mammalia; Rodentia; Sciuridae
Gene: Mtarc2
Product: mitochondrial amidoxime reducing component 2
Biological process (GO): nitrate metabolic process
Cellular component (GO): mitochondrial inner membrane
Molecular function (GO): molybdopterin cofactor binding; pyridoxal phosphate binding; molybdenum ion binding
Source: RefSeq, a predicted model, not a curated record
AUGGGCGCCGCAGGCUCGGCGCUGGCUCGUCUCGGCCUCCCCGCGCAGACCCGGCCCUCGUGGCUCGGGGUCGCUGCCCUGAGUCUGGCCGCGGUGGCUCUGGGGACCGUCGCUUGGCGUCACGCACGACCCAGGCGGCGCCGGCGGCUGCAGCAGGUGGGCACCGUGGCCCAGAUCUCGAUCUACCCGAUCAAGUCCUGCAAGGGGGUGCAGGUGAACGAGGCGGAGUGCACCACCAUGGGGCUGCGCUGUGGCAACCUGCGAGACAGGUUUUGGCUGGUGAUUAAGGAAGAUGGACACAUGAUCACUGCCCGGCAGGAGCCUCGUCUUGUGCUGGUCUCCAUCACUUAUGAGAACAACAGCCUGAUCCUCAAGGCUCCCGACAUGGAACAGCUGGUUUUGCCCGUCAAGCAGCCUUCUUCAAACCCACUCCAUGACUGCAGGCUAUUUGGCCUUGACAUUAAAGGCAGAGACUGUGGUGAUGAGGUCGCUCAGUGGUUCACCAACUAUUUGAAAACGGAAUCCUACAGGUUGGUUCAAUUUGAAACAAGCAUGAAGGGAAGAGCAUCAAAGAAAAUUUUCCCUUUUGUACAGAAUUACCAGGUGGCGUAUCCAGACUGCAGUCCGAUCCUGAUCCUCUCAGAAGCCUCCCUGGAAGAUUUGAAUACCAGACUGGAGAAGAAAGUGAAAAUGGAGUACUUCAGGCCAAAUAUCGUCGUGACAGGCUGUGAUGCUUUUGAGGAGGAUUGCUGGGAUGAACUCCUCAUUGGUGAUGUAGAAAUGAAGAAGGUCUUGUCUUGCCCCCGGUGCAUUAUGACUACGGUGGACCCAGAUACUGGAAUCAUAGACAGGAAGGAGCCGCUGGAAACCCUGAAGAGCUACCGUCUGUGUGAUCCAUCUGAGAAAAAAAUAUACAAGUCAUCCCCACUUUUUGGAAUUUAUUAUUCAGUGGAAAAAAUUGGAAACCUGAAAGUUGGCGACCCUGUAUAUCAGAUGGUACAGUGAAGGAUCUGCUGGGGUGACACGUGAAAGCUUUUAUCAUCCAGGAGGCAUCCAUCAGGAUUUUAUCAACAGCAUCAACAAUACCUCAGCAAAUCCCUAUCACCCAGCCUCGAACCAUUUUUCUCCUGUAAUUGAUUCUAUUUUUUGACUUUUCAGAGUUAUGUAUGCUCUGAGUUAAUGCAAGAAAAAGUAUUUGGAAGUCAUUUGGGAAUAUGAUGGAAUAUAAAUUUUAGGUGAUGAAAGGCUUUUAAAUGAACAAAAUUGUCUAUAAAAUUAUUUUGAAUGUUACUAUAACUGUCAUAUUUUCUAAUCCCUGACUCUACUAUUGAUGAGUUUAAAGAAAGUUUAAAGUCAGUUAAAAACAAAUACAACAACAAUAACGAAGAAAACCGCAAGAAAAUAUUUUAAAUGUAUAUACUUUUUACCUAUCAUUCUUCAUUUUAGGAGAAAUGCAAGCAACAAAAUUGUUUCCUGAUGCUCCUUUACAUGUUAACAUGCUCACAAGUGCCUAACAGUUGUUCUUGAGCUGUCUCUUGAGCCCUAUUGAUGUUUCACUCAUCUGUUUGGUGUUUUUUUUUUUUUUUUAACCCUAUCAUUGUGGAAUCAGGGUCAUAUUUGAGUAUAGAAAUUAUUUUCUAGACCUUGUUUUUACAUUUGACUAUGCCUCUGCUCAGCUCUAUGAAAAUAAUUUGUUUAUGUCUGACAAUACACCCCAUGGAAUUCCCAGGAAGAUAAAGAGGAAAAUGGAAUUUAGAAGAAAAUGGGAUUUUGAGACAAGGAAUGGAAAGAAGAAAGCAUGAACACACUUUUAAAAAUACAUGUGUAUUUUUUAUGACAAAGAAAAAUGAACUGUUUUGAUGACUAAGCAAAAAAAUGCUCACUGAAGUAAUAUAUAAAUGAUUAACCCAUUUAUAAUCUUCUGGUUUCUUUAUGAUUAAUAAAUGUAAAUCUCAGUCCUA